AUGUUGCAGCUAGUUUCUCCGAAGAGGCGGUCUAGGUGGUCGGCCGCGCACUCUUCGCCCUAUGAAAUGGGAGGACCACCCGGAGCUCGCAGCGGGAAUAGGCGAAGAGCGUAUCCGCACAACUGGGAGCUUCGUGAUCCAGCACGCUACGGCGAUCGAUUUGUUGAAGAGCUGGAAAGCGAGGACGACGAUGGACAAGGCGUUACACUGGAUCCGAAUGUUCAUGCUUUGCGGGAUGCGCGUCAGCGAGGUUUUCGCGGCGAUGAAUUGUAUUUUGAUGGUUAUGAUUUGGGUCCGGAUAGAACAACUAGACGGGGAGUGUACGAUGAUGCGUAUUAUGAUGAUUGCAUUUCGGAAGAGGAGGAAUACCUACAGCAGCAAGGAUCACGAUAUCAGGCGCCGGUGAGGGACAAGCAGGAUUUGCUCUUGCAGACUGCAUUGGACAGGAUCGCUCGGGCGAAAGAGAAGGGUAAGACUAACGUGAACUUGUCGCGGGAGGAGAUGGAUGCUCUAAGCGCAGGGAGAGGCCAGCAGCUGGAGCCAUCGUCGAGUCUCGCGUCCCCACCAGUUACACCCGCAAAGCCCUCGAAGAUCAAGGCCAGCAGCAGGCAAAGCAGCACCGGCAGCCUGACUGGACAGAAGACACGUAAGAAGAGCACAUCUGGCUUUUUUGGAUCUCCGGCGAAAUCAACGUCGUCGAAGGCCAAGAUCCCGCGCAAGAACUCGAUAGAACACGCGCCGUCAUAUCCUUCGGCGCCGCCUGGCAUCAUGGUGCCAGGACCGGAUGGAAGGCCUGUCUGGACACCGAUUAGUUAUGGUCCACCGAGUCCGGAACUUCAACGUGCGCAGCCAGUUGGCUCAAGAUCUUCUUCCAAGCACAGUCGACGUGAGUCAACGCCACCGGAGCAGCUGCCACCGUUUGCGUCACGAUAUCCUGGCAUGCGACCAGAGUCGUCAGGCUCGAACCGCUCCAUGCCAGACGACGUCGACUGGUACCCGCCACCUUCACGGACGCGAUCGGCCUCGAACGCGCAGUACGGCCGACACCCUCCAUCAGACGAUUACGACAUGGCACCGCCAAUGCCUGCAGCGCAAGGGCGACGCAAUGUUAGUGGACCGCCUGAUGUGAGGUACGCCAACUUGCGACGCCAGCCGGCAAGUGGAAGUCCACUAGCACCACGAGCUCAACCUGCUGGCAGAGCAUCACCCGUUGCUGCGAGGAUGUCUUCUGGCUCUCACGGAAGUGCGCUUCGCAGGGUCGAGACAAGCAGUAGCGACAGCAGCGAAGGUGCAGGCGUUCAAGUCGACGUUGUGCCCGAAGACAAUGGAGGCUAUGCGGUGAGGCAAACCUCGGGCGCGUCGCCGCCUGUGGAAAGGACGUCUUCAGGAACUCCUACCAGAGGCGGUGCUGAGGCUCGAAGGAGGAAAAGUGGACGCAGGUAG
Messenger RNA from Fulvia fulva, 1443 nucleotides. RefSeq lists its product as uncharacterized. The transcript has a single exon. Bases 1 to 1443 code for a protein of 480 amino acids. Lineage: Eukaryota; Fungi; Ascomycota; Dothideomycetes; Mycosphaerellales; Mycosphaerellaceae. The record is from RefSeq and is a predicted model, not a curated record.